Molecule: messenger RNA, 2230 nt
Organism: Cinara cedri
Lineage: Eukaryota; Metazoa; Arthropoda; Insecta; Hemiptera; Aphididae
Source: the annotation of a GenBank genome assembly
CGCUCUUUUAAGUUUGUUAAAGAUCGUGAACCUUAAUUUUGACAACAAUCCCAAAUAUUCUUAUCGUUAAUUCAUUAUUCGUCAACUCGCGUCCCGGAAGUUUAUUUUGAAUGGAAGGCGUGGAACUGAUGUGAUUUUUUUUUUCAAAUUUAAUGUAAUUUGUUAUCGAGUAACCUAACGUUUCCAAAAUUUAUUCAGUACCAAACUAUAAACCUCAAAAUGGAUAUCAUGGAAGUAGAUCUCCCUAAACCAAGUACUUCCACUUCGGCGUCAGUUGUAACCGACCCGAUGGAAGGAUCCUCAGGUACAAAUAACAGGUUUCCCCCUGUAACAUCUCAAUCUCAAACAAUAACCAUUAAAAACGAUUUAAAUAUGCCAUGGUUUGUAUUAUUAUCAAUACAUAAAUAAUAUAUUUUUGUUUGUGCUUAUGCUCUACUAUAAUACCUAAUACUUCCACUGUACAAAUUUAGGAUUGAAAAAUACCGUCCCAAAACUUUCUCAGACAUAGUUGGAAAUGAAGAGACUGUCAUGCGGCUUGAGAAGUUUUCUUCUUGUGGAAACGUGCCCAAUAUUAUUAUUGCAGUGAGUUGCAAAAAUCAAAUCUUCUACUAAACUACUACUUAAGUGUUGAAUUAAUCAAUUUUAUUAUUUAGGGUCCUCCUGGUGUAGGUAAAACCACAACAAUAUUAGCUCUGGCUAGAAUACUUUUGGGCAGUUCAUUCAAAGAAGCUGUAUUGGAAUUAAAUGCAUCCAAUGAUCGAGGUAUAGACACAGUACGAAACAAAAUCAAAAUGUUUGCCCAGCAAAAAGUCACGUUACCUCCUGGAAGGCAUAAAAUCAUUAUUUUGGAUGAAGCUGAUAGGUGACUAUUUGAUAAAAUUAUUUAAAAUUAUUUAAAUAAAAAUAUUAUUUAUUUUUUAGUAUGACUGAUGGAGCACAACAAGCACUUAGACGUACAAUGGAAUUGUGGAGUAAUACAACAAGAUUUGCCCUUGCUUGUAACAACAGUGAUAAAAUCAUUGAAGCAAUUCAGUCCCGUUGUGCCAUGCUAAGAUAUGGAAAACUUUCUGAUGAAGAAAUUAUGACACAGCUACUUAGAGUUUGUAAAGCCGAAAAGGUAUAUUUUUCUUGGCUUAUGUUAGGUUAUUAUGAAAAGUACAUACAUUGCUAUACAUUAAUUAAUAGAUAUCAUACGUUCCUGAUGGUUUGGAAGCUGUAGUUUUCACUGCUCAGGGAGACAUGCGACAAGCAUUGAACAAUUUGCAAUCUACAUGGAAUGGUUUUAGACAUGUUGACAGUACGAAUGUGUUUAAAGUUUGUGAUGAACCACAUCCUCUACUUGUUAAAGAAAUGUUAUUAGAAUGUGUUGACCAAAAUAUCUGCAAAGCAUACAAAGUAAAAAUAGCAAUAUUAAAACAUUGUUGAAAGAUUCUAAAAAUAAUAUUUUUUUCUAUGUAAAGAUAAUGGCCCAUCUUUGGAAACUUGGUUACGCCCCUGAAGAUAUCAUAACAAAUAUAUUUAGAGUUUCCAAACAUUUAGAAAUCAAGGAAUCUCUGAAAUUAAAAUUUGUACAGGUAUUUGUAUAGGUCUAUUUACUAAUGUAAAAUCAAAUAACAUAAUACAAUUUUAAAAACGUGUUUAUAUCAAAUUAAUAGAUAUAUCUGCACAAUGUUUAAAAUAAAUAAUUAAUAAAAUUUGUAUGAUGUGUUAAGCUGAUAUGGUCACCUAAUUUUCAUAGAAACUGCUUAAAUAAUUUUAAGAUUUAGCCAAAAGGAAUAUUAGAUCACUAAUAUUUGACUUAAUUACUGAAUGGAAAUUUAUUAUGUUAUUACAAAUUAUAUGUGUAUUUAUAUUUUCAGGAAAUUGGUAUGGUUCAUAUAAGAAUUGUGGAAGGAAUGAAUUCACUGCUUCAAUUAUCUGGAUUAUUGGCCAAAUUAUGUACAGUUGCUGCAAUGACUGAAAAAUAAAUUAGUUUAGUAAACAUUUUCUUAAAUUCAUUUUUACUAUAAAUUAAUUUUAAAACUGAUAUAUUUGUAAAUUUCAUAAUAAUGUAAUACUCAUUGAAAUAUAUUUUAUAACGUGUCAGUUUAAUUUAUUUUCUACAGAAAUUUAAACAAUAACUAGUUUGUAAUAAUUAUAUAUCAAUGUGUAAAUUUACAGUUAUUUUUAGUUAUAUUUAAAUGUAAUUUUUGAUUAUAAUGAAUAUAUUAUUAAAAUAACUUUACUCAUA